This is a messenger RNA of Pogonomyrmex barbatus (red harvester ant), 2351 nucleotides long. RefSeq lists its product as uncharacterized. Lineage: Eukaryota; Metazoa; Arthropoda; Insecta; Hymenoptera; Formicidae. The record is from RefSeq and is a predicted model, not a curated record.
AUGGUUCUCUUUGUUCCAUUGAACCGUGGCAACUUCGACGUGUUCAGCAUAGAAAUCGAACAGGAAUUCGCCGCGCUAGUAGUUGUCGGUGUGGCUGGCCGCAUUGAAAAAUGCAAAAACCUCACCAAGCUUGUACGCAUCAACGCUCAUCUAGAACCGCCGGCGCAUAUUCAGACAAAGACUCUCCUAAAUCUCGUGAGUAAUUUUAUUCGCGAAUGGGGAGAAAGACCAUGUGAAACGGGAUCCCGGGAUUUAAAAAUCUGCAAAUUCUGCGACAGCAUUAUCAACGAUGAAACUCGGCAAUACGCGAGAAAAUAUUGUUGCAUUGAAGCCGAAUAUCUUGAUCAACUAUUGAAGGAAUGGCUUGCGUUACAUAAUACAUCAGAGUUAGACUCUUCCAUUUUCACUGGUACUAAAUACGAAGUUAAUUAUUCCAAUAAGAAUGAUUCACAGAAAGAGAAUUCUGUCAAGAUGCACAACCAUGAUAAUACAGAGUUACGAUUAGUUACCACUGCUAAUCAGGAUGACAUAUACAUAAUAUUCGAAAAUUAUCAAAACUACAGCGGUUCCCAGAUAAAGUCGCUCACUUUGGCACGAAAAACAAAAACGUCGGCAGGUGAAGCACGUAGAGACGACGGUACAAGAAAUACCGACACGAUGGCAGAAAGAAUACGCGAGAGACGUGACAAUAAUCCGCAUCAGCGCGAACUCGGCGAGGUCGCAGGUAAGAGCCGGCAAGAUCGCCGUUCAGCUCAACGUGAUGCGCAAGAAGAAGCGAAUAGAUCGCAGAUCGCUGUUGAAAAAAGAAGAGGAGACCGAGAUAGGGAGAACGUGAUGGCGGCGGAGGAGGAAGAGGAGAAGGAAAAGAAGGAAAGCGGCGAGCGCAGAAAUCCCGGUAAGAAUCCUUAUCAACAACGAUAUGGGGAAGAACGCGAGACGCGAUUGCAGGGAGAUAACAGCGGAAAGAAGACUGGCCGAUUGGAUCGAAUCGAGGAGAAGAACGUCACUGUGGAGAGAAAACCGGCCAAAAGAUUCGAGCGGGAGAGUGGUCGACGCGAUCGACGCGAAAACGAGGAGAGCUCGGUUGCUCAUCGAGAUAGAAGAAAAGGCGAGGAGGCAGAUACGGUGUUAAGUAAGAAUAAGAGACUUGGGAGUGAGAAAACGUUGGAUUCGCUUGGUGACGCGGAAAAGGGACGCUCUACCGUCAACGAAGAAGGAAAACUUCCUGCGAACAGCGGAAAGCGCGAAGAUUCUUCAAAUCUGAUCCAGUACCAAUUAUCAAAUGCACACUUUGUGGAGCUCGGCUGGACCCAAUUACCGAUGACCAAAAUCAUGAGAAAGAUUGCGCGAUACGAAGCCAGACCUGCGAAACCUAAUAUAAAUUGGUUCAAAAAAUAUCGGCAUCUGGGCACGAUAUAUUACGACGAUGGAUUAACGCUAUUUUCGAGAUUCCAUUCCGAUGGUUCUGCCGAGUUAUUUUAUCCCAACGGCGUAUUGGCUAUUAGAGUGUGCAGACCGGAAAACCGGAAAUACGAUAUGUAUACUGUGUUCACGCCAGGAGGCAAAGACGCAUUGGCGAUCGAGAGGGUGUCUCAGAUCUUGGCGAUAUUCGACACCAUGGGAUACGGCGUCGUUUUCGACAUGGAUGGCGCAGCGAGACUGUCCUACAACCAGAUUGGAGGAAUUUUUACGGACAAUCCCGCUGGUACGCCCCUCGUUUGGGCUUGGAACGUGAAUCCAAGGGAGUCGAUACUGGAGACUGUGUACACGGAAAACAUAAGCGAUCGGUUGCAAAUGGACCUUUUCUCUCCGACUAAUAAAUCGGUGAAAAGUUCCGGAAAUGUUAAGACACCGAUAUUACCGUCCAGCUCGAGAAAUAAGGAAAAGAAGGUCGUCGAAGUGCAGGAACCUGUUGUCGAGGAACGACAAGAAGAGGUCGGGAACAAGAUACAACUGGGCACAAUUGUGAAUUUUAAUAAAGAAGUAGCAUCUUGUACGGUAGAAGCAAGUGAUUGGAAGAGUGACGUGCUGAUGAAGUAAACUAAUAAUACAAUUUUCAAACUGAAUGCGAGGCGUAACAGUUUUUUUUUUAUCGCGCAGAUGCAGAUUCCAAGAGAAAUUGACCGAAAAAUUGGAAUCCGAAAGCAGUCUAUACGAUCUAGCUAAAGAGUAUCGAAAAGUAAUGAGAUUUGCGAAAGAACGUAAAGCUAUGAUCGCCAAAUACAAACCUUUUUCCAAGAACAGGCGCGCCUUCAAUUAAUUCUACAAAAUCAAGAAUAACGUAGAAUACUUUAAGACGAGAAGAAAAAGAUAUGAAUAACUCUAAAAUUAAUCAAUUUUUUUCAUCUAUA